AUGGCCGCCGCCGCCCGCAUGCUCAGACAUGCGUUGCCUGUGUCCCAGGGCCAGGCUUUGCCAGCCCCAGGGACAGAGGCACCCUACGCGGGCUCGCGCAGACUCGCGCAACGAUACGAGUACAAGGGCACUUCCUUUUCGGGCAUGGUGGAACUCCAUCCUCAGCGCCUGCUGACUCGGGAGGAGUUCAAGACGAACUUGCUGGCAGCACCAGGCGUGCUGAAGGUCGUGGACAAGAGCUCCAAGACCUCGCAGGGCAACCGAGGCGACCACGUCUUCGAGCAGAACCUGGAAGUCCACCUGCACCGCGAGCCCCAUGUAGCUCUGGAGUUCGAGAUCACGCGGAACAACCACAUGAAGCACAUGGAGGGGCGCCCUUACACUGUGACAGCGAUGUUCAAGGACCCCCCCAAACGGCAUUGCGCGGCGGCGUGGCGCGUGCCCUUGCACGCCGUCAAGGGCCGGGAGCUCCUUCCACAGCAUGCCCGCGACUACUGCAAGAGCUGCCUGACGAGACACGGUACCUGGGAAGACGACGCGCUCCCAGAGGGCCUGGAGGGGAUCCCGUUUGAGCCAGGCUUUGCCAGUCCUGCGGGGUCUUCCAGCUCUCCGACGCAGGCGCCAGGCCUUCCAACAGCGCCAGGCCUUGCCAGCUCUCCGACGCAGGCACCGAGUCGCAAGCCAACGUUCCCGUAUCCUUUCCAGGACGCUCCCGCGAUGCCCGGGGGCCAGGCGACCGUCUCUGCGGCGCGAGUGGAACCCUGCCCCACCGAGUCGGCCUCAAUGAGUCAGGGUGGCCGCGGGGUCCCGCUUGAGCCAGGCUUUGCCAGUUCUGCGGGGGUGGAAGCUUCAAUAAAUCAGGGCGGCGCGACCGGGCCUCCUGCCAAGACGAGUAAAGCGGCGCCCGGGGGUGCCGCGAUCGCCCCUGCGGCGCAGGUGAGCGGAGGGGCGCGCCGGGCCUCCUGCCCGGAGGGCCUCAACCAUUGCGAGGCUGGGGUCACGGAGCUGAGAGCGUUCGAGCGGGACGGGAACAUUGCAUCGGUGGUCAAGGCCCAGGACCUUCUGCUCAAGGGGAUCGAGCGCAUCUCGGACGUCUUGCCUGAGGGGCGCGAUUUGGACGGCACCGAGUACGAGACGCUAGGUGCGGAGUUCAACCGCUUCGCGGAGAUCGCGGAGGAUGCGCGCGUGCGCAUGCGGACCGAAUUGGAGGCGGCAAGGACGCCAGCGGGCGGGGAGCAAGCGGUGGCAGGCGAAACCCAGGGGUCGGGGCCAGGCCUUGCCAGCCCGGCGACCCAGGGGCAGAAGAACGAGGACAAGGCGGAUGCGGAGAAGACGCCGCCAGGGUUCGACCCCGAAGCCGAUUGGACAGAGAAUGCGGCGGACGUGCACCAGUUCGACAUCACGGCUGACCUGUGCGAGGAGUUGGCCGAGAUGCCCGAUGGGGGCCCGGCCGCCGCCCGUGAGUCCAGGGAGGUCCGCGCUGCACUCGGCGCCAAAGUUCUUCCCAUCCCGGAUUUUUUGAAGCUUGUGCAGGGUCAGCCGAUGGCCAGCAACGCCGCCCUGGACGAUGUUCGUGCUAUGAAGAGUCGCGGUGUGGAGCACGUGCGGCACCGCGUCAUCGAUGCGCCCGACGAUCCCGAGGUGCAGGACAACAUCGACAGGAUGCGCCGCGAGGCCUGGGAAAAGCACGAGGAGCGUCGGAGGACAUGCGCCCGUGGCCUGGACACGCGGGACAUGUUCUUGGGCCGCGAACUGGUGUACGUCAAGCUGGUCAGUGCUGGCGCGGUGCCCAUGACUCCGAACGAGUUUUUGAACGCGGCGUCUAAGAGGUCUCUCUGCGUCAAGGAUCUGUCGCAGCCACCUCCAAACACGCAGGCGCGGGAGGGCCGCUUGCGCAUGCUCGCGCUGCGGGAGCAUUACCAGACGUUGUUCAAGGAGCUCCCGGAUAAGGCAGCCCAGAAGUUUUCGCCGAACCAGCUGGGGGACGACGACGGACCAUCGAAAGCGCUGGUGGGUUUGGUCAAUCACCACUCUGGCGAGGUGGUGGAGCUGGACGGGUGCAGAACGCAGUGGUGCCUUCGCAAGGGGCGGUGCGAGUACGGCCGGUGCGGGUCCGAGCUCUUCGCCAAAGCCGUCGACGCACAGGCCCAGCGCGAAGCCGCCGCCGUGAACGAGGGCGAGGACAUCAACCCACAGGUCUACGUGCCCGCCUGGGCCCACCAGUGGAGCAGGGUAUGCGUUCCGUGCGAGGCGGUCGAGACGCGCGAGUGGUGUCGGCAGAGCCCCGUCACGACGCUGGGGGAGCUCUUCUGGGACUUGGGCCGGACGCACACGGCCAAGGCCAUCUACGCCUUCUACAGGACGCUCCGGCCGGUCGCGUUGAAGAGGGACAAGAACAGUUCCACCAAGGCGAGCAGCGCGCCAGGCUUUGCCAGCGCAUCUCGGCCAGCCGGGUCGGCAGCUGCUUUCGGUUUCACAGGGUCCGACCUCCAGGCGCCCCGCAUCCGCGCAGAUUACUCGUGCACGGCGACCAACCGCGAGGUGCUCGUGGAGGACUACAUAGAGGCGGUGGGCUUGUCCACAGCGUACGUCAGCUCCAAGACCAAGCAAGAGUUGCUGGACGAGGCUGUGAAGUGCGUGGCGUUGGUGUUGCUUCGGGACAUGCGCCCGCCGUGGCUGGAUCACGUGUUCCCCCAGGCCUUGCCAGGGGAUGGCUUGUUGUCCAAGUUCACCAGACCGUCUUUCCUCUACUGGGACGCCAGCUUCCUCGACAUGCUUUUCGGCACCGCUCUGGGAAGCGAUCUCAACGACCAAGCGGUCAGCGUCGACAACCAGCUGGCGGGUGUCAUCGCGCGCCCCCUGUAUAAGUGCACGCAGAUCGUCGACGCCAGCACCGGAGCAGCGUGCAUGAACGUCGCGUCGAUGUCAAGGCUUUUGCGGGACACCGCGGGUCGGGGCCACUACACGUGCAAGGAGUGUGCUGAGAGGAAACAGGGCGCCGAUGAGACGCCGGGCUUUCCCGGUGUUGCCCUUCGCGCCCUGUACUUGUACCCCGCGGUGUUCGGGCCGGAUGGCGAGCCCACGCCGCUUCGCGCGAUGGCGCCCCAUCGCGUGUUCGCGCACGCGCUUCCGGAGAAUUGGGGGCGGGGCGUCGAGCGAGUCCAGCGCCACGUGGUGACCCAGGCGAACCCCGCGAUAUCCACGGCCACGCCGACAUGGUACACUUACAACGCGGAGGAGAGCGAGGCAAUUUGGAUCGCAUCCAGUGCGUACACGGCCACGCCGCCGAGCAAGACGUGA
Messenger RNA from Prorocentrum cordatum, 3300 nucleotides. The record is from the annotation of a GenBank genome assembly. NCBI's taxonomy places the organism in Eukaryota, Dinophyceae, Prorocentrales, Prorocentraceae.